CACAGUAGAGUAACUAGUGCUUGCCUUCGCCCCCCACAUCCCCACCCACCAACCCAUCAAGACCGGUCGUAUCUACAUGUAACUCCACCCCGCCCCGCUCCCAAACCUCGAUGUAACCCGCACCAUGAUCCCGCACACUUGGCUCCUCCUCUCGGACUCCGCACUGCCGUUGGGCUCAUUCGCCUUCUCCUCGGCGCUCGAAUCCUACCUCUCGCACGUGCCCAAGGCGCUCAAGCCGACCACCUCCGCGGCCACCACCGUGCUGUUAACACACUUCCUGCGGCUGAGCCUUCUCUCCACCUCCACGAGCAUCCUCCCAUUCGUCUCCGCGGCACACUCAGCGCCCUUGACAGCCGCCGAGCUAGACGACAUCCUCGACGCCUGUACACUCUGUACCGUGGCGCGACGAGCAUCAACAUCGCAGGGGCGCGCGCUGCUGACGGUAUACGACCGAGCGCUCGCAGGCUCCGUAACGACGGAGGCGGAGCGCGGGGUGGUGGAGGGGUACAAGCUCUCCGUCCGCCAGGGAGCCGCGAGCGGGCAUUUUGGCGUUGCGUGGGGGGUGGUGUGUAGCGUGCUGCAGCUGGAGCGCGAGGAGGCGCUCUACGUGUUCAUGUUUAAUCAUGCCAAGGCGGUGGUGAGCGCCGCUGUGCGACUGGGCUUGCUGGGUCCGUAUCAGGCGCAGGCGGUGUUGGCGAGUGGCGAGGUGAGGGUGUUGGUAGAGCGGGCGGUUGCGGUGGGUGGAUGCAUCGCGGUCGAGGACGCGGGCCAGAGUGUGCCGGUGCUGGACCUGUAUCAGGGACGGCACGAGUUGUUGUAUUCGAGGGUUUUCAACUCGUGAGGGACCGAAUGGCAGAUAAUUAUU
Tricharina praecox is the source of this 865-nucleotide messenger RNA. RefSeq names its product UreF-domain-containing protein. The transcript has a single exon. Lineage: Eukaryota; Fungi; Ascomycota; Pezizomycetes; Pezizales; Pyronemataceae. The coding region runs from base 125 to 841 and encodes 238 amino acids. The record is from RefSeq and is a predicted model, not a curated record. Gene Ontology annotation, molecular function: nickel cation binding.